Molecule: messenger RNA, 5244 nt
Organism: Petromyzon marinus (sea lamprey)
Lineage: Eukaryota; Metazoa; Chordata; Hyperoartia; Petromyzontiformes; Petromyzontidae
Product: voltage-gated delayed rectifier potassium channel KCNH1
Biological process (GO): potassium ion transmembrane transport; regulation of membrane potential
Cellular component (GO): plasma membrane; voltage-gated potassium channel complex
Molecular function (GO): delayed rectifier potassium channel activity
Source: RefSeq, a predicted model, not a curated record
CCGCCAGCCCCGCCAGCACCGCCGUCGCCACCGCCGCCGCCGUCUCCCUGCCACCCCCGCAGGAUGCCCGGGGGGCGCAAGGGUCUCGUAGCCCCCCAGAACACCUUCCUCGACAGCAUCGUGCGCCGCUUCAGCGACACUGACCUCCUCUUGGGCAAUGCCCGCAUUGUGGACUGGCCGAUCGUUUACUGCAACGCGGGGUUCUGUGGCCUCUCCGGAUUCCAGCGCGCAGAGGUCAUGCAGUGCAACAGCACAUGCAGCUUUAUGUAUGGCGACCUAACGGACCGGGGCACCAUCGAGAGCGUGAGGAGGUCGUUCGAGAAUCACGAGACCAACUCGUUCGAGAUCCUCAUGUACCGCAAGAACCGCACUCCAGUGUGGCUCCACAUGCAAGUGUCUCCGGUGCGUAACGAGUUGAACGAGGUGGUGCUCUUCUUGAGCAUCUUCCGGGACAUCACCAUCUUCAAGCAGCCCAUAGAGGAUGACAGCAGGGGGUGGGCCCGCUUUGCCCGCCUCACCCGGGCCCUCGCCACGAGCCGGAGCGUCCUGCACCAGCUCAGCACCAGCGGGGCGCGCGGGGAGGCGGCGGGAGCCAAGGGACUCCGCACGGCCGAGGUCGUCCAGCUGAACACCGAAGUGCUCCCCGCCUACAAGCAGGAGGCUCCCAAGACCCCUCGGAACAUCAUCCUCCACUACUGCGCCUUCAAGACCACGUGGGACUGGCUCAUCCUCAUCCUCACCUUCUACACGGCUAUCAUGGUGCCCUAUAACGUCUCCUUCCGCACGCGGCAGAGCAACGUGGCGUGGCUCGUGGUGGACAGCGUGGUGGACGCGAUCUUCCUGGUGGACAUUGUGCUCAACUUCCACACGACCUACGUGGGCUCCGCCGGCGAGGUCAUCUCGGACCCGGCACUCAUUCGGACAAAGUAUCUCAAGACGUGGUUCCUCAUCGACCUGCUCUCCUGCCUGCCCUACGACAUCAUCAACGCCUUCGAGAACGCCGACGAGGGCAUCAGCAGCCUCUUCAGCGCGCUCAAGGUGGUGCGGCUGCUGCGCUUGGGCCGCGUGGCGCGCAAGCUCGACCACUACAUCGAGUACGGCGCCGCCGUCCUCGUGCUGCUCGUGUGCGUGUUCGGCCUCGUCGCGCACUGGCUCGCCUGCAUCUGGUUCAGCAUCGGGGACGCGGAGGCGGCGCGCGAGUACGGGUGGCUGCACCAGCUGGCGCACAGCGUCGGGCAGCCGUAUCGUUACAGCCACGCCAACGGGAGCGUCGCCGACGCCGACGCCGCCGCCGACGCCGCCGCCGCUGCGACGACCACCUCCGCCUCCCCGGCUGACACCUCCAUCACCAGCCCCGCGGGUGUGAUGGAGGGCGACGGCGGUGGGCGCUGGGAGGGCGGCCCUUCCCGGCGCACGCUGUACGUGUCGGCCCUGUACUUCACGAUGAGCAGCCUCACGAGCGUGGGGUUCGGCAACAUAGCGCCCAACACGGACGCCGAGAAGAUGUUCGCUGUGGCCAUGAUGAUGAUCGGAUCGCUGCUGUACGCAACGAUCUUCGGGAACGUUACGACGAUCUUCCAGCAGAUGACAGCGAGCACCAACCGCUACCACGAGAUGCUGACGAGCGUGCGCGACUUCCUGCGCCUCCACCACGUGCCGCGCGGACUCAGCGAGCGCGUCACGGACUACAUCGCCUCCACGUGGUCCAUGUCUCGCGGCAUCGACACGGACAAGGUGCUGAGAAUAUGCCCCAAGGACAUGCGCGCAGACAUCUGCGUCCACCUGAACCGCACCGUCUUCUACGAGCACCCCGCGUUCCGCCUGGCGAGCGACGGCUGCCUGCGGGCCCUGGCCGUGGAGUUCCAGACGGUGCACUGCGCACCGGGAGACCUGGUCUUCCACGUGGGCGAGAGCGUGGACUCGCUGUGCUUCGUCGUGUCCGGCUCCCUCGAGGUGGUGCAGGACGACGAGGUGGUGGCAAUCCUCGGCAAGGGGGACGUGUUUGGAGACGCGUUCUGGCGAGAGAGCGGCCUGGCGCAGGCGUGCAGCAACGUGCGCGCGCUCACCUACUGCGACCUGCACGCCAUCCCGCGCGAGCCGCUCCUGCGAGUUCUCUCCUUUUACGCGCCCUUCGCCAGCUCCUUCGCACGACAGCUGCUGCUCACCUUCAACCUGCGCAAGCGCAUUGUGUUCAGAAAAAUCAGCGACGUGAGACGCGAGGAGGAGGAGGCGGCGGCGCGGGCGAGGCGGGGGAGCACGGCCCCCCGCGUGGAGCUGCACUCCGAGCAUCCCGUGCGCCGCCUCCUGCAGCGGCUGCGGCAGCAGAAAGAGGCGCGGGGCGCGGCUGAGAGGGGUCCCCCAGCGGGGGGCGGCGCGGAGGAGCCCGAGCCGGACUCGGUGCCCCCCACGGUCCCCAAUGGCUCAUCGGUCAGCGGCAAUAGCAGUAGCGUGGUGACCAUCACGGAGGCGCCCGGUCCCUCUCACGUCAAGCCGACCUCUCUGCCCCUGAGCCUGCAGGGGUCAUCGCCGGCACUGGGGCACAGCGCUCCGGGGGCCCUGCUCUCGGCUCCCAGCGCGGGGCCCUUCAAGAAACCCACGGGGUGGUCGCGCUUCAGAGGGGCCCUCAACGCCGCCUCCAAGGAACCCAGCGGUGGCGAGAGCCGGGGCCACUCUUCGACAGAGGUCAUCGAGAUGACGGAGGCGAGCGUACGGGGGCGCGAGGAGAGGGCCGGCGGGGCGAGCACCCCGUCGCAGGUGCACGUGUGGGAGGCGUCGCCCGCCACCUCCCGCGCGCAGAGCCCCACCGCGGGCGCGGGCCGGACCCCCGAGAAGGUGCCUCUGAGGAAGACGGAGUCUUGCGACAGCGGCAUCACGCGCAGCAGCCAGAGGCUGGACGCGCACGACGGAGCGCGGAGCUCGGAGCACAGCCCCGCAGCGACGGGGCCAGCGGCCGGGGCAGUGGCCGUGAGAGAAGUGCGACGGCCGUGCCUCGCCAUCCCCGAGCAGAGGCUGCACGCGUCCGUGCUGGGCGCGCGGGAUGACCUCAAGCAGGACGUGAUGUCGCUGGGAGCGCGCAUGGCCGGCAUGGAGAAGCAAUUGGCGGAGAUCGUGCGGCUGCUGAACGAGCGGCAGGUCCGUGACUGUGGUCCGUGACUGUGGCCCGUGGCUGUGGUCCGUGACUGUGGUUCUUGACUGUGGUCCGUGACUGUGCCCCGUGACUGUGGCCCGUGACUGUGGUCCGUGACUGUGGUCCGUGACUGUGGCACGUGACUGUGGUCCGUGACUGUGCCCCGUGACUGUGGCCCGUGGCUGUGGCCCGUGACUGUUGCCCGUGACUGUGGCACGUGACUGUGCCCCGUGACUGUGGUCCGUGACUGUGGCACGUGACUGUGGUCCGUGACUGUGGCACGUGACUGUGGCCCGUGACCGUGGCCCGUGACCGUGGCACGUGACUGUGGUCCGUGACUGUGCCCCGUGACUGUGGCCCGUGACUGUGGUCCGUGACUGUGGCACGUGACUGUGCCCCGUGACUGUGGCCCGUGACUGUGGCCCGUGACUGUGGUCCGUGACUGCGGUCCGUGACUGUGGCCCGUGACUGUGCCCCGUGACUGUGGUCAGUGACUGUGGCCCGUGACUGUGCCCCGUGACUGUGGUCCUUGACUGUGGCCUGUGACUGUGGCCCGUGACUGUGGCCCGUGACUGUGCCCCGUGACUGUGGCCCGUGACUGUGGCCCGUGACUGUGGCACGUGACUGUGCCCCGUGACUGUGGUCCGUGACUGUGCCCCGUGACUGUGGCCCGUGACUGUCGCGACCCGGCGCGUGGCUCCAGGCUGAGGGGACUACAAACUCGGCCGCAGGUUUAUUUUUGUUGUUCCCAGCCAGGUGGAGUCAAGUAUUAUUGAAGCGUGAAGAUUAUUAUUUUAUUACCGAUUAUAAUAAUUAUGAUAAUGCACCAGUGAUGAUUGUUCUUGAAGAUGGUGAAUUCAUUAUUGACGAAGACGAUUGAUGAGGAUGAUCGAUACUAAACUGUGCUCCCACCAGUCCAGAUUUCCUGGGAAGGUUGCACUUACUGCCCGGUCUCUCUUCUGCCAGAGAGAACUAUCGCAAUAAAAUAUUCUUCCGACUCAUCAAUCACCACCCCUCGACCCGGAGCCCGGAGCAGCGGACACCGAGGAGGCAGGGACUUGUGGACAGGCCCCGCAGCAGCAGCAAGGACUUGCGGACAUCGGGGCUCUCACGAGGCGUCUGGAUUCUGUGUCGCGAACUGUCGCCACCCUUGGUCGUGUGUUCGACUCGAUAUCGACUUCCAGAGUGAGAGAAGGAGAACUGCUGUCGUGCUGCCUCGUGAGACUCCCCUCCCCCCCCCACCACUUCGCCUCACCCCCCCCCCCCCCCUCCUCAUGUCCACGUGUCCCUAAGCGCCUGCGUUAGUUGCAUUGGGUAGAUGUUGCAGAUGCAUGGCAAGUGUCAGCGCCGGGGGGGGGGGGGGGUGGGGGUCCUGGGUCGAAUUGUGGAUCCUGAAAAAUCAGCGAGUGACCUCACACAGUGAUCACGUGGUCCAGGCGAUCAGAUCACUCGGUGGACGUCCCGCGAAACGUUCCUCCCAUUAAUGCGACCGCCUCAAUGGUCCUCGUCGCUCGGUGCGCGCGGUGAUUUACCGUCUCGCCGAUCGCGUCUCGUCUCGAUGGCUAACCUCGUUCAUUGAUCCUCGUCACUCGUCGAUUCCCCAAGUCAGUGGCGAUCCUCUCGCAGAGAUGUCCCCGCCGAGUGAUCUCCUCUCUUGAACUGCGAGUUCGGUGAUCUCUCUAUAUAUAUUGGAAAAAAAAAAUCUCCCAACUCAAUAAAACUCACCUCGCACGGUGACGUCACAGUGGGUGACCUCUUCAACACCCCAACUCCCAGCAACCAUGCCAACAUCGGGCCAACGUUGGGAAUGCGGUUGGAACCGUCGAGCCAACGUCGGCCCAACGUUCAUUCAACGCUCCACGUUUAAUGGGUGGCGUCCUCACCUCCGCAAGCUCCUCGUGCGGGGGCUCCCGGUGCAUCAACAAGAUCCGCAUGUGGCCCUCGCCUCGCGCGCACCAACACCGCGACCACGUGUCUCGUGAAUGCUCGGGAAUGCGAAAUUCACGCGGUGGAAACGACGGCGAAACCUCGACCACAAGCAAGCAAACGUCGAUUAAACGUCGAUUAAACGUCGAUUAAACGUCGAUUAAACGUCGAUUAAACGAGUCUUUGCAGUA